AGAUGAUGUUGAAGAAAGACAAAGUGGGAAUGGUGUGAGUCAAAAAGCGUAAUCAUAAUAACCACAACUUUGUAUCCUUCAUUUUCAACAUUCAACGCAACACACUAUACAUUCAUUCAUAAACACACACUCACUCAUCAAACUCAACAACCAACAUGGACCAUAACAACUCUGACCUGUUCCAACUGCUUGGUGCCGGUGGUGGUGGUGGGUAUUACCCGGCUGCUGCCAUGUUGAUGAUGGAUCAUCAUCAGCAUCAGGUGUCCUCUGAUGAUAACAUGAGCGCCAUAGAGACAGAAGCCUCUCAUCAUCAUCAACAACAAGAUAGAGCACUCGCUGCCCUCAGAAACCACAAGGAAGCUGAGAAGAGACGCAGGGAGAGAAUCAAUUCUCACCUUGCUCGUCUUCGCACUCUUCUCCCUUGCAACUCCAAGACAGAUAAAGCAUCGCUUCUUGCAAAGGUGGUGCAGAGAGUGAAAGAGUUAAAACAGCAAACAUCAGAAAUAAUCACCGAAUUCGAAACCCUACCCUCCGAAACAGACGAGAUCAGCGUCCUGUCCACCGCAGACGGCGGCCACGGAGGGCUGAUAUUCAAGGCCUCCCUGUGCUGCGAGGACCGCUCCGAUCUCAUCCCGGAGCUCAUAGAGAUUCUCAAAUCUCUGCACCUGAAGACGCUGAGGGCAGAAAUGGCAACCCUAGGCGGAAGAACCCGCAACGUUCUGGUGGUUGCCGCCGACAAAGAACACAACAGCAUAGAGUCCAUUCAUUUUCUUCAGAACUCGUUGAGGUCCUUGCUUGAACGCUCUGGUUCCGCCGAUCGCUCCAAACGACGCCGUGCCAUGGAUCGAAGAUUCACGCCUGCUUCAUCAUGAAAUUCAAAUUCAGAAAUUAUAGAUGUUUAUGUUAUAUUAUUAGGUGUUUUUCCUUUUUUUUUUAAUUGGGAAAUUAUGUUAGGUACUUUGAAUUUUGUUAUAUGCAGAUUUUUAUUUUAUUUUUCAAAUGUAGCAUCCAAUGUCUUAUCAAUAUAGUCCAAAAGUAUUGGAGAGUUUGAAAGUUUAUUUGUCCAGUCAAA
This is a messenger RNA of Arachis duranensis, 1072 nucleotides long. RefSeq names its product transcription factor bHLH106. The transcript has 2 exons. The coding region runs from base 156 to 872 and encodes 238 amino acids. Gene Ontology annotation, biological process: regulation of DNA-templated transcription. Lineage: Eukaryota; Viridiplantae; Streptophyta; Magnoliopsida; Fabales; Fabaceae. Gene Ontology annotation, molecular function: DNA-binding transcription factor activity; protein dimerization activity. The record is from RefSeq and is a predicted model, not a curated record.